GGGCUCGCAGCAAAGGAAAUAGGAUUGAAUGCUCCGAUAAAUUGAGAAAGCUGAAACGCGUCUUCGAACGGCUGAAAUGUUCUCCCACAAUCGUCUCUUCCCUAUUUGUUUGUAAACGGUACAGAAAACGAUUCGACGGCAAAGGACCACAACACUUACUUUAAACGACGAGCGCCGGAUAUUAGAAUGAACUCUCGAUAAUUUUUUGAGGUUAAAUUUUCUGCUCAUUCCAGUUUCAACAAAGUGCUAUUUUGAACAAGUUCUGUCUCCAAUUCAUAUCCACUACAACCUAAGCUGUAUAUCCUUAAAAAAACCUGCAGGUUUUGAUUUUACAUUGAACACAAUAGCUGAUGGUUAUGAACCACCCACACGAUCUCAGAGCAAGGAAGUUCAACUGCGCCCUCAGUCUUGCGAGUGGCUCCUUAUAUUCUGUGUAUAAAUGUAUAUGCAAACGAUCUCGCCUUCUUUUAGAGGUACUGUACUGCAAAGAGUGGAGAAGUGGAAUAUGUUGAGGUCUCGUAUCGCUACUGGAUCGUCGAGCGUGAUUACGUUUCCUGAACUUGUUGCUGGUGGACUGAAAAGCUCUAUUUGAGGGAUUCUCCUGUCACGGCUCCGGUUCAGGUUCUUCGUAUUUUCUAUACAUAUGUCCAUUAACGUGUAGUGGAUUGAAGUGAUACAGCACCGAAAUCUGAAUGCAUCAGACAAGUGGCCGACUCUUCAGAGAGAUGUCAGGCGUGCGGCAUCAAGCGUGGUUCUGAAUCGGGGAAGCGACCUGUAUCUCCCUGUGACACCCUCCCAGCCAGCCAGCCAGGCAGGCAGUAAAGUAUCGGAGCGAUGGCAGCGGGAGUAGCCGCCUGGCUCCCGUUUGCCCGGGCGGCCGCUAUCGGAUGGAUGCCGGUGGCCAGCCAGCCCAUGCCCGCCGCCCCCAGCGAGAGGAAGCGGCCCCAGGACGGGCUGGUCAUCCUGAAUGUGAGCGGCAGGCGCUUCCAGACGUGGAGGAGCACUUUGGAGAGGUACCCGGACACUUUGCUGGGCAGCUCGGAGAAAGACUUCUUCUACAACGAGGAGAUCCGCGAGUAUUUCUUCGACCGGGACCCUGACAUCUUCAGGAGCAUCCUGAAUUUUUACCGGACCGGCAAGCUGCACUACCCGAGGCACGAGUGCAUCUCGGCUUACGACGAGGAGCUCUCCUUCUUCGGCAUCAUCCCGGAGAUCAUCGGCGACUGCUGCUACGAAGAAUACAAGGACCGAAAGCGGGAAAACAUCGAGCGGAUCAUGGACGACGCCGAGGACGACAUCAGCAGCGAGAACCGGCUGCCGUCCAUGACCGCCCGCCAAAAGGUGUGGCGGGCUUUCGAGAACCCGCACACCAGCACCUUGGCACUCGUCUUCUACUACGUGACGGGCUUCUUCAUCGCGGUGUCGGUGAUGGCCAACGUGGUGGAGACGGUGCCGUGCGGCUCGCUGCCGGGCAGUGUGAAGGAGUUGCCGUGCGGUGAGCGCUACGCCCUGGCCUUCUUCUGCCUGGAUACAGCGUGCGUCAUGAUCUUCACGGUCGAGUACCUGCUCCGCCUCGUGGCGGCCCCCAGCCGUUACCGCUUCGUGCGCAGCGUCAUGAGCAUCAUCGACGUGGUCGCCAUCAUGCCCUACUACAUCGGCCUGGUCAUGACCGACAACGAGGAUGUCAGCGGCGCCUUCGUCACCCUGCGCGUUUUCCGCGUCUUCAGGAUAUUCAAGUUCUCCCGCCACUCGCAGGGCCUGCGCAUCCUGGGCUACACCCUCAAGAGCUGCGCCUCGGAGCUCGGCUUCCUCCUCUUCUCCCUCACCAUGGCCAUCAUCAUCUUCGCCACCGUCAUGUUCUACGCCGAGAAGGGCUCCUCCGCCACCAAGUUCACCAGCAUCCCGGCCGCCUUCUGGUACACCAUCGUCACCAUGACCACCCUGGGGUAUGGUGACAUGGUACCAAAGACCAUUGCUGGGAAGAUUUUUGGUUCUAUCUGCUCUUUGAGUGGUGUGUUGGUUAUUGCCUUACCUGUCCCUGUGAUUGUCUCAAACUUCAGCCGCAUCUACCAUCAAAACCAACGGGCAGAUAAACGCAAAGCACAGAAGAAAGCCAGACUUGCAAGAAUCCGAGUGGCGAAGAGUGGGAGUGCAAGUGCUUAUAUGCAGAGCAAGCACAAUGGCUUACUAAGUGAUUCACUGGAGCAGAUGUCUAAUGAUGAAGAACAAGCCUUAGUUAGCAAGUCAGGGUCUUCAUUUCAGAGGCAGCAUCACCAUCUCUUACACUGUUUGGAAAAAACUACGGGAUUGUCCUAUCUUGUGGAUGAUCCCCUCUUAUCAAUUCGGUCUUCAACAUCUAUUAAGAAUCAUGACUUUGUGGAUGAACAAACAUACGAAGAGAAUUGUCUAGAGGGAUCCACAAGAAAUCGAUCAAAUUCGCACAGCCCUUCUCUCUCAUCUCACCAUGGUUUAACAGGAACAUGUUGCUCAAGACGCAGCAAAAAGCCUUUCCGGCUCCCAAAUUCCAACAUUACUUGCAGUCACCCUGGAAGCGUACAGGAGCUCAGCACCAUUCAGAUCCGAUGUGUACAGCAGAGUGCACUCUCCAAUAGCCGAUCCAGCUUGAAUGCAAACAUAGAAGAAAGUGUCAAACUAAAUUGUGAGAAAUCCUAUAUAACAACAGCAGUAAUAAGCAUGCCCAGCCCGCCUGCUACAACACCCGAAGGAGAUUACAGGUCUGACUCUCCAGAUCAAGCAGAAACCAACAUUGUAAAAGUGUCAGCACUGUAAAAAUCUUAUCAACUCAAAUGUGAGCCUGGAAAGUCAUGACCGACCACCUGUGUUAUGUUCCUGCUAUUGAAGAAGUAGAAAAGAGCAUCACAGGCUGGGGAGCAAGAGGAGAACGUGAGUGUUUUCCCUGAUAGUUUUGCAUUGUGAAGUCCAUGACAAAAGAGAUCAUCACACUGAAGAUGUUUAUCAGUGAAGCUUGUCAUCAGAGUUAUGUAACAUUGAGAGUGAGAUGAGCAAAAAGAGGUAUCAUUAAGCUUGCAAAAGCUCUGCAAUGAGUACGUUGCAGUUGAGCACAAUGAGACAUUUCCACUUUUGCUACAUUUCCUGCCUGAAGACUUGUUUUGUGAGAGAAGUACACAUGAACUGGAAAGUGUGUAUGAGGGAGAAACUACAAGUGAAAUUUUCCUCCUCGCAGCAGCAAUUAUUUCAGCAAAAAUAAAAUAAAUUUAUUUAAGUUAUAAGUAACUGUAAAUAUUGGAUUGAAGACUAACAUACUUUAAACAAAUACCACAGAGUUGCAUGUUAAGUUUUUUCCCUGGGGCAUUUAAUACAUAACAUUCAUGUUUUUCAAGCAAUGAGCACGUACAAUAUUUUGCCAAAAUCAGGGUCUGUUUCCUAACAGGAGGACAACUAUGUAUAGAUGGUCAUCAGUUACCAAAAGAUUGUUUAAGACCAGAUGGAAAAAAAAAUUGCUGUGAUGUGUUCCGGUUAUUAAUUUAUAUUAGCCAAUUACAAUACAGUAAAACCUUGAAAAUAAUAACCUCCAAAUUGAAAUUACUGUAUUGAAGCCUUCACAGCAAGACAGAGCAGAAUACAAUUUUUUAAUCAAUACUUUCUUUUUCCUGUACAAGCUUGUUCUAUAAUGCUUAUAAUGAGUGUGAACAAUUUUUGGGCAAGCGCUUGAAUGGGUGGACUGCAGUUGAUGUGUAUUACAGAUUUUAUCUUUUCUCAUUGCAGCUGUAGCAAGCCUAAGACUGUUCCUUCUGCAUGGUCUCCCACAGUUAUAUGGGACUUAGUAGGUGGUUAUUCAGCAAGCUUUGUGCUGUCAUCAUUUGCAACUGUGGAAGUUGUUCUUCCUCCUAUAAAAUUAUGUAUAUUUUUGAGUUAGUAUCUUCAAAGGUACUGAAUUACAUCAUUGAUUUCUUUCUCAAAAUAAAAAUGGGGAUUUUAGAUGUGCCAGUAUUUAAGUAAUUUAGUCUUUAGUUAAGCCAUUUUUCUUGAAAUUACCCUGAAUGGUAUUAUGACGUAAAGGAAGAUGCUUUAUUCUCAGCCACAGCUCAAAGGAAAGAGAACCACGACCCAUACUCUUGCGACUGCUCAGUAGACAGAGCAUGUUUCAAAGUAAACCUGUUUAUCAAUUCCCCUACCCCUUUCUGCCUAAUAGUAAAAUAUCAAGUGAUACGUUGCUUCAAAGAGAGGUUAGAAGGACAGAAUCUUCAAGUUUGCAUGAUUAAUAUUUCUGUGGCAAGGCAGUGAACUUCCCACCAUGUUAUUUUUCUUUCUGUAAUGCUGUUGUAUUUAGACAAAUAUAUAUAGUUUACAAAUGUGAACAUUGUUGACGUGCUGUUAAAUGGGGUAGGUUGCUUGGAAAGAAAAAUUUUUUAAAAAUUGCAUUUUUGUUCAGCAUUUUCCUAGAUUGGUCUCUGGCUGAAGCACUGCAAAGUAAUACAGCAAUACUUCUUUAAAAAUCAAAUUACUAUCCGAUUGCAAAAAUAAAAUUAUUUGCUGAACGCUCUUACAGUAAAGGAUAACAGACAUUGCAUCUGGAACUUUCUCACCUACACUAAAGUAUUACUUAUGCAAAAGUUUCAUUCCUGAACAUUCUUUUAUAUAAAUGUCCUUCAGAUGUCGUAAGGGUGAUUCAGAAAUCUGUCAUAUUUACUGUCCUCCAUUGUAAAAUGAUUGUUGCAGUGUGCAAUGCUCUGUGCUGUAGUUGUAAUUUGUAGUGUAUGCUAUGAUUUCACUGUUUUGGAUUUAAACAGCUUUCAUAAGUUCUACUUUAGGAAAGCAGCAUAAUUUGUCAUCUACUAUGCUGGAGAACUAAACAUCUAGAAAUAAAAUGUCUGCAUGCUUCAGUUGGAAGGGACGAUCUUGUAACUAGAAGUUAUGCUUGAAAAUCAACAGCAUUCAUGUUCUUCACUACAGAAAGAUUAAGUCUUGUAAAACUGUCCCAAGGUAAAUUGUGAGGGGCAAAUAGUAUAAGAAUAAUGUGAGAUAACAAUGAAGUGUUUUUGCAGACAAAAUGAGCAGCUGGAAAACAGAAUGUAUUUAAUAGAACUUAGCGAUACAGAGAAUGUUUCAACUGAAUGUCAUCACCUGUAAAAUAUACACAAAGUUGUGGUGUUAAAAUGCAAGUAUGCAGCAGAAUGAGGGAUCAAAAAUUGUGCAUUUUACAUAAUUUUUAAAAACAAAGGCACAAUGGAGACACAUGAUACAGAAAAUGAUUCCCAUGUACACAAGUGAGAUUAAAAUGUUUUAAUU
This is a messenger RNA of Stegostoma tigrinum, 5271 nucleotides long. It is a transcript of the gene kcnd2, whose product is annotated as potassium voltage-gated channel, Shal-related subfamily, member 2. The record is from RefSeq and is a predicted model, not a curated record. The transcript is spliced from 8 exons. Gene Ontology annotation, molecular function: protein binding; A-type (transient outward) potassium channel activity. Gene Ontology annotation, cellular component: voltage-gated potassium channel complex; membrane. NCBI's taxonomy places the organism in Eukaryota, Metazoa, Chordata, Chondrichthyes, Orectolobiformes, Stegostomatidae. Gene Ontology annotation, biological process: protein homooligomerization; potassium ion transmembrane transport. The coding region runs from base 835 to 2790 and encodes 651 amino acids.